AUAUUUUUAAAACACAUACAUUUAAUUGUUCUGUUGUUAAAAAUAUCAAAGUGAGUGACAAUUUUGCCUGGUUGACAAUCUCAGUUGUAGAAACUAUUUUCAUCAUCUGGCCAUGUUGCCACGUUGGAACCUGGAUAAACUAAAGUUUUAAUGGAUAUGUUAAAGGGAGGGAGAAAAUCACAGGAAUGCCGCGGCAUUCGCUCUGUUCUGGACGGUCGAUUUGCAAAGAGCUAAGAGCGUGGGGUUUAAAUGCAUAUAUAUGUAGAUGGCAUAACAACAACAAAAAUCAAUAGAAGGAAAACAUGGAAGCCUGUGGAAUUGCAACAAAAUUUCAUUUAAUUGCUCUGCAAAGUCACCCACUAAACAAAUCCAAAUUUUUAGUUAAGUCGAAAACCCACUUGUUCUGUAAACCCGCUCUGAUCAUUCUCUCCAAGUUCUCUGCCUCCCCUGCCUAUCAGACACGGCCACGGCCAUAUGCAUAUGCAAAUGCCUGCUGCUGCUCCAAUGACACCAACUCUUUUGCAGUACAAGCAGAUACAGAGGCGGGCCAUGACAGAACUGUGAGGGUAAAGCUGAUCCUGCAAAAAGAAUGUGAAUUUGGUGAAGAUUUCUGUGUUGUUGGAGAAGAGCCCAUUUUGGGAUCAUGGGAUCCCCAGCUUGCUAUUCCAAUGAUAUGGUCGUCUGGUCACAUUUGGACAACACCCAGCCUGGAUAUUCCACUGGGUAGGAAGAUUUAUUUCAAGUUUAUACUCAGAGACAAGGAGGGGGAAUUCCAUUGGCAGCUAGGCCCUGAUCGUGUGUUUGAAACCUGGGAAACCCGGACUACUUUACUGGUUUCACAGGAUUGGUAUGAUUCUGAUCUUCAGACAAUCACGGAGGCAGAAACUGAAGAACAAACUAUUCAAGAAACACUUGGAGAGGCAGAAAUUGAAGACCAAGUUGUUAGAGCAACACAAGAAGAGUUUGCACAGACUAGAGCUGGCAUCGUUGAAAUAGGGGAGAUUGACGGAGGAGUUCCGGUUUUGGUCCCUGGAUUGACGUCGAUAUCUUAUACAGCCGAAGAGGCUACUAGAGAAACACUUGGAGAGACAGAAACUGAAGAUCGAGUUGUUAAAGCAACACAAGAAGAGUUUGCAGAGACUAGCGAUCGUAUCGUUGAAAGAGGGGAGAUUGACGGAGGAGUUCCGGUUCUGGUCCCUGGAUUGACAUCGUUAUCUUCUUAUAUAGACGAAGAUUGUUCAUCAACUGGGGCAGUUCCUGGAUUGAAAAAUGUCUUAAGUGCAGAUAUAGAUUGUUUGACAAAGAAUGUUGAAUUUCCAGGGGAAUCCCCUUCAGCCAUCCCGACAGCUCAAGAAGUAGAAAAUCAACAACAACAGCAUCAAAACAGCUCAUCAUAUGUUGAGAAUGGUUCAGUUAUGCGUAACAAUCAUGCCUCUCUCAGUGGUGAUGAUGAAGCUUUGACAUCAGGUACUACAGAGAUAUCUGUUAAUAUUGAGAAGGAAGAAACUUCAACAUCAAGUGCUAAGGAGUUGAUUGAAAGCGAAAAUACAGGAGCUUCAUCUGAAUCAAGCUGUAAUGAGGAGGAGAAUUUCAGUACAAUAAAGCAUGAAUCAGAUUCCCCUUUACUUCAAAAAGACUUAGAUUGGGGGCGUGCUGUUCUGUCUAAGCUUAUUUGGAGCUUGGGGCUUAAGAAUGAGUAAGUGAUUUACAAGUCUAGUCAACUGAAAAUGAAGACACUGCAACUAUAUCUGAAUGAAGCUUGAAUGAGCAAGAAUAGUUCUCACUGGGUUAUUCUGUUCUUCAAAGGAUCUCUGAUUGGAGCCAAAAUGGGUUGUCUAAAAUCAUACAGAGCUUGGACUUCACGCAUCAGGAAGUCAAUGAAUAAUAAUAUAAUAUAGAAGCAAUGAAGUUGUUCUUUUAUCAAUAGCUAGGAUUAUCUAUAAUUCUUACCUGGACUCGAUUUUUAUAUCAGAUCUUGUUGUAGAAAAUAUAGGGUUGUUUGCCGUUUCAUUGUCUUUUGCUCAAAGCAUUUUCGAAAUUCUUUGCUUAAGUUGUAUCCUCUGCCUAUUCCAGUUAUUGUCAAGUAGCUUUAAUUCGAUUCACUUUUUUUGUACGAUUCAGUGAAGAUUUGAAAUUGUAAAAUAAGGAAAACACUUGGAACUGGUAGCAUAGGUUCGAUGCUUUGAAAAGAUCACGCAAGAACUUUUAAUUCAGUGACUCUGAUUUUAGGCCU
Molecule: messenger RNA, 2233 nt
Organism: Cryptomeria japonica (Japanese cedar)
Lineage: Eukaryota; Viridiplantae; Streptophyta; Pinopsida; Cupressales; Cupressaceae
Exons: 3
Coding region: 303-1700 (465 amino acids)
Cellular component (GO): membrane
Molecular function (GO): starch binding
Source: RefSeq, a predicted model, not a curated record